Molecule: messenger RNA, 831 nt
Organism: Sinocyclocheilus rhinocerous
Lineage: Eukaryota; Metazoa; Chordata; Actinopteri; Cypriniformes; Cyprinidae
Exons: 2
Coding region: 1-831 (276 amino acids)
Biological process (GO): dephosphorylation; thiamine diphosphate metabolic process
Molecular function (GO): thiamine triphosphate phosphatase activity; magnesium ion binding
Source: RefSeq, a predicted model, not a curated record
AUGGCACUACAUUAUACUAGCUACACUACUGUUCAAAAGUUUGGGGUUGUGAGAGCGGAUGAAAGCCCCAAAGUGUUUGAAGACACCAUGCGGGUUCCAGUGAAGAUGGAGUACGAGCUGGGAGAGCAGACAGAGCAUCGCCUCAAGGAAAUGGGCGCCCGCUGUGUGGGGGAAACCUUAGACGUAGAGUACUACUACGAUACUGACAGCUUCCAACUGGCUUCUACACAGACCUGGUUGAAUCAGCAUAACGGCCAAUGGGGACUGAUCCUGGCAGAAGAACAAGAGCUUAAUCACACUCUAUCAUACGACACCAAAAAGUUGGAAGUUGGACAUUCUGAAGAAAAGAAACGCAAAACACUCAACUCAUCACUUGAAGAACAAUCAGAAACAGGUGCUGCCUUUAGAGAAACAUCAAGCAAUGAGUGUCCUGAGAAGGUCAUGUCCAAAAGCCAAGUUCAGAGCGCAUCCUCAGAUACGUCUCUGAUAUACACAGAACUAAGUGACCCGUGCUCCAUCAUGCUGCAUCUCUCAAAGUGUCUCCAACUCCCUCUGACCCACAAUGAAAUGCAAAGUAUGACCAUGAAGAACUUCUUGAACAUGGCCCGGAUCCAGAUGUAUGACAGCUGGACCAGGACGAGCACAAUAAAGUACUCUCUUCCUGGUGGCUUCUCACUGGUGGUGGAGAGAAACUACACAGUUCUCACUGAAACUCCUUCUGUAUUUUUGAUGAUGAAUGCUGAUGUGCUGAGCAUAAGCAGUGAGCUGGAAAAGAUGGAUCGACUGUGUAAAGAACUAGGCCUAAAACCAAAGGCAAGCUCAGAUGAAUGA